CCAGGAAUGGAACGUGGAGGCCCAGCAUCUGAUGCCUCUCCAGCCCCCACUCGUCCCCGAGCUGAGCCACAUGCGGGAAGCCCAGCUCCACACGGCGGAGGCCUCCCUCUGGAGCGUGGUGGCCACCGUGCAAGCCAUGGAGAGGAAGAUCGACUUGCUGGCCACCCGGCUGCUCAGCCUGGAGGGCCGGUCCGGGACGGCCGAGAAGAAACUGCUGGACUGUGAGAAGACGGCCAUGGAGUUUGGGAACCAGCUGGAGAGCAAGUGGGCCGUCCUGGGGACCCUGAUCCAGGAGUACGGGAUGCUCCAGAGGAGGCUGGAGAACAUGGAGAACCUGCUCAAGAACCGGAACUUCUGGGUCCUGAGACUACCCCCGGGCUCCAAGGGGGAAAUCCCCAAGAUGCCGGUGACUUUCGUCGACAUCGCUGUAUAUUUCUCUGCUGAAGAAUGGAAGAACUUGGCCGAGUGGCAGAAAGACCUGUACAGUAACCUCGUGAAAGAGAACUAUGAAUCUUUGCUCAGCCAAGGAGCAAACAUCAACAUUUCCAAGCCAGAGGUGCAGCCAAGGAUCGAACGGAGCGCGGAGCCCUGCGUCCCCGAGCAGCCGAACUCCAAGGAGCGGGAGGUGGCCGCGGAUCCUUGCUCCGAGCCCUUGAUGUCGACGCCUGAAAUCUUGUCCCGGAUAAAGCAGGAAGAGCCCUUCGCUGGGGGAGGGCAGUUCCCGGAGGUGCGAGGCAUCCCUACAGAUCCUUGUGCAGGUGCUGAGGCGCUCAUGUCUGCCCACGACUUCUUGUCCUGGAUUAAGCAAGAGGAAGAGCCGUGCGUCAGGGCCCACUGGGAACCGGCAGAGAGGGACAUGCUGACGGGUCCAGGCCCAGCCGGUGAUGGGAUGGCGGUCAAAGCAGAGGAACCACGCCAGGGUCCAGCGGAGCCAGUCAGGCCUGGGGAGCCUGUGUUCCAGGGGGAACCGCCGGCAGCCACUGCUCCAGCGGAAGCCUACGUGGGCCCGUGCGGCCAGGUCCCGCAGCCCCUGAGCCCGGCCCGGAGUCGGCCGGGUAAAUCCCUCGAAUUAGAGAGUGAGCUGCAGAGCAUCUUUGCGCCCCAGGGCCCCGCCGAGAGGCCACACGGCUGCAGCGAGUGCGGGAAGAUGUUCGGGGUGAAGAAGAGCCUGAAGGUGCACCAGAGGAGCCACCACAGCCAGGAGCGGCCCUACGAGUGCGCCGAGUGCCGCAAGAGCUUCAACUGCCACUCAGGGCUGGUGCGCCACCAGAUGACCCACCGCGGCGAGCGCCCCUACAAGUGUGAAGAGUGCGGCAAAUGCUACAGCCGCAAGGAGCACCUGCAGAACCACCAGCGCCUCCACACGGGAGAGCGUCCCUUCCAGUGCCCCGUCUGCGGCAAGCGCUUCAUCCGCAAGCAGAACCUGCUCAAGCACCAGAGGAUCCACACGGGGGAGCGGCCCUACCAGUGCGCCGAGUGCGGGCGCAGCUUCCGCUACAAGGAGUCCCUCAAGGACCACUUGAGGACUCACAGCGCAGAGGCCGGGGGCCCCGCCCAGCGGCUCCUGCCCCCUUUGGCGGGAGACCCGCUCCCUUAAC
Messenger RNA from Euleptes europaea (tarantolino), 1598 nucleotides. Its product is annotated as zinc finger protein 282-like. The record is from RefSeq and is a predicted model, not a curated record. Gene Ontology annotation, biological process: regulation of DNA-templated transcription. Lineage: Eukaryota; Metazoa; Chordata; Lepidosauria; Squamata; Sphaerodactylidae. The coding region runs from base 32 to 1597 and encodes 521 amino acids. The transcript is spliced from 6 exons.